Messenger RNA from Cantharellus anzutake, 255 nucleotides. RefSeq lists its product as uncharacterized. The record is from RefSeq and is a predicted model, not a curated record. Lineage: Eukaryota; Fungi; Basidiomycota; Agaricomycetes; Cantharellales; Hydnaceae. The annotation marks the transcript as partial. The transcript has a single exon.
CAACUGUGCAGCUUGUCGAAUGCGGCUUGUGCCCCAGUCCAACCCAAACUUGCUGUGAGCAUGGUAAUGCUUGACUGGGCCUCUAUGCUGUUCUUACACAUGGCACCGAACAUACAGGCAUGGACAACAACUGCCGAAAUUAUGCUUCAGCGUGAAAGGCAUCAUUUCGAGACUGCAAGUUCAUUUCGUCAUCGCUUUAGCAACUCCCUUGUGCACUAUCAAUUGCUCAUCAGACUUGUUGAUGCAGAGAUGGAC